This is a messenger RNA of Heterocephalus glaber (naked mole-rat), 2338 nucleotides long. RefSeq names its product signal peptide peptidase like 2A (gene Sppl2a). NCBI's taxonomy places the organism in Eukaryota, Metazoa, Chordata, Mammalia, Rodentia, Bathyergidae. Gene Ontology annotation, molecular function: aspartic endopeptidase activity, intramembrane cleaving. Gene Ontology annotation, cellular component: Golgi-associated vesicle membrane; lysosomal membrane; cytoplasmic side of endoplasmic reticulum membrane. The record is from RefSeq and is a predicted model, not a curated record. Gene Ontology annotation, biological process: membrane protein proteolysis.
CGUGCCGGCCACCGAGCAGCGCCGCCGAGCCCCGGGCAGAUCGAGCCGAGCACCGCGCGCAGUCCCGCGCCCACCCGACCCACAGCCCAUGGGGGCGCGGCCGAGGCCGCCCGGGCCCGCGGCCGCCCUGCUGUGGGGCUGCCUGCUCCGCCUGACAGCUGCCCAGGAAGCCAUCCUACAUGCGUCUGGAAGCUCCCCGUCCUCGCCGUCCAAGGACUACUGCAUGCUGUACAACCCACAUUGGAAGGAGCUUCCCAGCACCCUAGAAGAUGCAACUUCCUUGAGUUUGAUGAAUCUGACUGCCACACCACUAUGCAGCCUUUCUGAAAUUCCUCCUGAGGGCCUAAAGAACAAAGCAGUUGUUGUGCAGUGGGGACCCUGCCAUUUUCUGGAAAAAGCCAGAAUUGCCCAUGAGGGAGGUGCUGAAGCCUUGUUGGUGGCCAAUGACAGUGUUGUAUUUCCUCCCUCAGGGAACAUAUCUGAAUUUCCUGAUAUGAAAAUACUAAUUGCAUUUAUAAAUCACAAAGAUUUUAAAGAUAUGGAGCAGACUCUGGGAAGCAAUAUCAGCGUGAGAAUGUAUUCUCCAGCAUGGCCCAACUUUGACUAUACCAUGGUGGUUAUUUUUGUAAUUGCUGUAUUCACGGUGGCAUUAGGAGGCUAUUGGAGCGGGCACAUUGAAUUGGAAAACAUGCAGGAAGUGACAGACACCGAGGACACAGAAACGAAGAAAAAGAAGGAGGAGAAUUUAACCUUCAGCCCUCUCACAGUUGUGAUAUUUGUGGCCAUCUGCUGUGUUAUGAUGGUCCUGCUCUAUUUCUUCUACAAAUGGUUGGUUUAUGUUAUGAUAGCGAUUUUCUGCGUAGCAUCUGCCAUGAGCCUCUACAACUGCCUUGCUGCGCUGAUUCAGAAGAUACCGUGUGGACGAUGCGCGAUCGCAUGUCGUGGCAAAAGCAUUGAAGUGAGACUUAUUUUUCUCUCUGCACUGUGCAUAGCAGUAGCUAUUGUUUGGGCUGUUUUUCGAAAUGAGAAUAGGUGGGCUUGGAUUUUACAGGAUAUCUUGGGGAUUGCUUUCUGUCUGAAUUUAAUUAAAACACUGAAGUUACCCAACUUCAAGGCAUGUGUGGUACUUCUAGGCCUUCUCCUCCUCUAUGAUGUGUUUUUUGUUUUCAUAACACCAUUCAUCACAAAGAAUGGGGAGAGUAUCAUGGUUGAACUUGCAGCUGGGCCAUUCGGGAAUACUGAAAAGUUACCAGUAGUCAUCAGGGUGCCAAAGCAGAUCUAUUUCUCAGUAAUGAGUGUGUGCCUCCAGCCUGUCUCCAUAUUGGGCUUUGGAGACAUUAUCGUACCAGGCCUGUUAAUUGCAUACUGUAGAAGAUUUGAUGUUCAAACUGGUUCUUCUUCUAUAUACUAUAUUUCUUCCACAAUUGCCUACGCUGUUGGCAUGAUCCUUACCUUCAUUGUUCUGGUGCUGAUGAGGAAGGGCCAGCCUGCACUCCUCUACUUAGUACCUUGCACGCUCAUUACUGCCUCAAUUGUUGCCUGGAGACGGAAGGAAAUGAAAAAGUUCUGGAACGGCAGCAGCUAUCAGAUGAUGAACUAUUCAACAAAUGAAGAAAACUCAGUGACUGCUGACGAACAGAUUGCCCAGCCAUAGUACUGUGUAGACCUGCAGUAACAUGUUCUUGAUUUUUUACCGAUAGAGUCUGACUUUUUAAAUCUACUUUUGAAUUGACAUUCUGAAAGCAUUUUUGGUGACAUGUUUGCAAAUAUAUAUUUCUACGAGCUGGUAUCGACAAUCAUAUCAGAAAGAAUUAAAAUGCAUUUACUUUUAAUUAUAUUAAAGUUGUGCCUUCACAAUGAACAAAAGCAUAUGGUCUGUGUAAUUUCCAAGAUGCAUUAUAUACACUAUAUACUUUUUAAAUUCCUUGGCCCACCCCUGUGCUUGCCUUACUGAAAUAUUUCCUUCGGAGCUAAUAACAGGUCGAAGUAUUAACUGUCAAAGCAAGUCUCCGCACAGAGUUUUUUGCUAAAGAAUUAUGCAUGUUUUAUCCCCUCCCAGGGAAUAACUAAGAUCAUGCAAGAAGGCAGCUGUUCAACAGGGAAAGCCCUUACAUCAUGGUGAGGUUAUAAAUAUAUAAUUUGGGAAUAAAUAUAAACAUUUUUGUAAUAUAAGUUUGUAAAAAUUACAAACUAUUUUUUAAACUUGAGAAGCUGAAUUACUUCUGAUGUACUACAUUCGAAUAUUUUUCCAGGUAUAGAGAAGCAUAAUGUAUAGAACUAGUCAUUAGAGGACACGGGAACUGAAAUGUGGUUCAUAGUAAACCAUCAUUUUCUUGAA